This is a messenger RNA of Rhododendron vialii, 949 nucleotides long. RefSeq names its product thioredoxin-like protein YLS8. Gene Ontology annotation, biological process: mRNA splicing, via spliceosome. NCBI's taxonomy places the organism in Eukaryota, Viridiplantae, Streptophyta, Magnoliopsida, Ericales, Ericaceae. The record is from RefSeq and is a predicted model, not a curated record. The transcript is spliced from 2 exons. Gene Ontology annotation, cellular component: U4/U6 x U5 tri-snRNP complex; U5 snRNP; spliceosomal complex. The coding region runs from base 352 to 780 and encodes 142 amino acids.
GUCCACAUCAAGAUAAUUUUGACUAAAUUUCCAUAUGUUACAAUUCAUUCCUACGAUUUUGAAUCUUUGAUACGCUAAAAGGCAAAAGCACAUCAUUUAACUUUCACGGUCCAAUUCCAAGUCCUUUUCCAAUUCCGUCACACAGUUACCCUAACUUUGAUCGGGAAAAAAAAACUUUCUAUAAAGGAAGGAGAACAUAUUCCUAUUCCUUAGAAAAACAGGAAAACAGAAGAAAGUAGAAAGUUAGGGUAAUUAGUGAAGGAAGAAACCCCGCUGCCGCGCGCAGAGCAUUCUGGGAAGUUACAACCUGUAGUGUUCUAGUGGUCUAGGAGAGAGAGAGAGAGAGAGAGGAUGUCGUACUUGCUGCCGCACCUGCACUCGGGAUGGGCGGUGGACCAGGCGAUCCUAGCCGAAGAAGAACGCCUCGUCAUGAUCCGAUUCGGCCACGACUGGGACGAAACUUGCAUGCAGAUGGACGAGGUUCUGGCUUCAGUUGCUGAGACUAUAAAAAACUUUGCGGUCAUAUACUUGGUGGACAUCACAGAGGUGCCUGACUUCAAUACAAUGUAUGAGCUGUAUGACCCAUCAACCAUAAUGUUCUUUUUCAGGAACAAACACAUAAUGAUUGAUCUUGGUACUGGAAACAACAACAAGAUCAACUGGGCAAUGAAGGACAAGCAGGAGUUCAUUGACAUCGUUGAGACAGUGUACCGUGGGGCCAGAAAGGGUCGCGGGCUGGUUAUUGCACCCAAAGACUACUCUACUAAGUACCGUUAUUGAGCAAAGCACUUGGGUCAUUUGCUGUGUCAUUUGAAACUGUAUAAUCAAAUCAAAGUCGUGUUUGCGAUUAUGCUUUGAAAAUCUAAUUGUGGUUAAGAAUGUGCAUGUGAGGUUUAUGCAACAAGUAUUAUGUUGGACUGUUUCCCAAUCUGAAGCAUGUUUGUGUCAA